AUCACAAAUUCGCUCGAGUGAGGGCUCGGCACAUCUCAUCGGCCGCAUGUUCCAUCCAUGAGGACCAUGCCACACUUGCCGGUGUGCUGAGACCAUGCUCCAUACACUCGACAACUGGCUGCUACCCUAAUGAUACCACGUAACGGCCAGACCAGCCAAGACGAACAGCCUUCCGUGAAACGACCACAUCGCAGAACCAGGAAUAGGUGUGUCAAUUGCAAAAGACGCAAAGUCAAGUGUGACGAGCAGAAACCCCCACCGGUCCCUGGGGUGAGGCAUGGGCGCGCAACGCCAUGAAGGUUGGCCUGGCCCACCAUUUUGUGCUUCACCUCGCCAUGGGCCUGGCUGGCUUUCAUCUGGCCUACCUGAACUCGCACGACCACGACAGGCAAGCGCACUACUUGUCAGCCGCCAGAUGCCACGUCUCGUCAGGCCUCGCCGAAGUCGCUCGAACCCUGCCAAACUGCGACGAGUCCAACUGCGGCGCCGUCUACCUGGCCUCUCUCCUCGUCAGCUACUGCAGCUAUGCCGCCGGCCCCUCGAGUCCUAACGAUCUCUUCGUUUACAGCGUCGGUAACGACACAUCUCAGCACCGGCCUGCCCUCAUCUCCGGUACCCGGCUCCUGCGUAAGUCGUAUCGGCACGAUUGCCUCUUUUCUGGGCUCAUGGAGCCUUUUGGCCCUACGACCUACUUCUCCGUCGACCCGCGACCGACGUACUUAUGCCACGGCUUUCCACGCAUCGACUGGGUCCGCCCCUUUGAGGAGCUGCGCGAGCUGAUCGGCUCGCUCGAUGGCCCCAACUUUUCCGUCUACAACCAGGCCGUGGACGGUCUCGAGGUCGUCUACGACGCCACCUACGGACGUGGCAACGACACGUACGACGGCGACAAGUCCAACAAGAUGGCUGUACCGCAUGGAAGAUAGCUUUCAGGCCUGUCUGCAGUGGAAGGAUUCAGUGGCGCUCCUCAUCAUGGCACACUUUGUCCUACUCCUGAGGACGAAACCGUUCGGGUUUCUCGAGGGCUGGGAAGACCACCUGCUCGAUCGCAUCGCUGAGCUCACUAAUGGCCAGUUUUCUUCGUGGCUGCCUUGGACUGAAGGAAGGCAACACCAGGGGCUGCCUUAUGAGCCUAUAGAUAUUUGACUACGGCUCUCUGCUUCUAUAGUCUUUAUAUAAUGUGGUAUCGUUGC
This is a messenger RNA of Verticillium dahliae VdLs.17, 1193 nucleotides long. RefSeq lists its product as uncharacterized. The coding region runs from base 294 to 926 and encodes 210 amino acids. Lineage: Eukaryota; Fungi; Ascomycota; Sordariomycetes; Glomerellales; Plectosphaerellaceae. The record is from RefSeq and is a predicted model, not a curated record. Gene Ontology annotation, biological process: regulation of transcription by RNA polymerase II. Gene Ontology annotation, molecular function: DNA-binding transcription factor activity, RNA polymerase II-specific. The transcript has 2 exons.